CUGGGGCAUCACUCAGAUGGAAAUCAGAAGUUAAUCUCUUGUGAAUUUGCUAAGGGAGGAUGUAAAACAUGACUUCUUUCUCAGUUACACGUCCAGUGCCUAUAAUGUCACCAUCACUUAGAGUUGACAUUUAGUCGAGGAGUGUGCAGACUACAUUGGAGUGAGUGUGUGCACAGAUUCUGCACCUCAGGAUGGAUUUACUCCCGGGUGACGUGUUGUGUAUGGUUGGCUGGUGAAAUCGUGAUGCUGACGAGGUCGACUCUGCAUGCACCCCCUGCUGUGGUCGUGUUUCAGUGUACAGAUUUUUUGUCUUUCAGGGGGAUAAUGGUUUUUUUUGUUUGUGCAACUGAACGGGAGUGAAAGUAAACACCACGAAGAGAUCAGAGGAGAAAUGAGACUGGGAGGAGGGGAUGAAGGGGAGGGUGGAUGGGGGUUAGGCUGUUUGUGUGACAGGGGGAGAGAAACAGUCAGGAGGAGAAAGAAGAAGCAGAAAGGAGCCUGUGAGUGCGUUUGUUUCACCUUCUAAUCAGUUUUCCUCAGGGACAGAUCAGAAGCAGCAUCAGUGGAGGAAAGUGGAAAGCAAGAGACGGUGCUGUGACGUUGGAAACAUCUCCCAUCACAGAUACGAGCCUCAGACGAAUGAGAGAAAUGGACGCCCCUCUCGCCACUCCUUGCAACAUCCAGAUCUGUGAGGUGACCUGUGAUUCCUUCCGCAUCAUGUGGGAUAUGCCUCCAGAGGACACAGCCAGAGCGACGCAUUUCUUCAUCGACCUGAGCCGCAAAGAGAGCAGGGACCCGAACCGCUUCAAACACAGGGAUGUCCCAACCAAGCUGGUGGCUAAGGCUGUUCCUCUCCCCAUGGCAGUGAGAGGACACUGGUUCCUCAGCCCGCGGACAGACUACUGUGUUGCUGUUCAAACAGCCGUCAGGCAGCCGGACGGUGACUACUUGGUGUCAGAGUGGAGCCCGGUGGUGGAGUUCUGCACUGGAGAUUAUGCCAUGGAACACCUUCAGCAGCUUCUUGACAAGGCCAACGGUUCUGCUGGACGAUUGCUGAGAUUCUCUGUAUUCUAUCGCAAUCAACAUCCCGAAUACUUUGACUAUGUCAGGAGGGAAUGUGGAGGAUUGAUGCGUCCAGCACUUAAAGAUAGCAGCGGGAGCCAUGGCUCUCCAAUCAACGGCAAACUCCACGGAGUCUUCUUCAGCUGCAAUACAGAGUUUGACACGGGGCUUCCUCCCAAAGACUCUCCAUACGGCCCCCUCCGAUUUCAGAUUCCUGCCGGACAUCUGCUGAACCCAAACAUCUGCCUGUACUUUGCAGACUUUUACUGCAUGUACACAGCAUAUCACUAUGUGGUGCUGGUGCUUGCACCCGUUGGCACAGAGGGAGACGACUUCUGUCGCACCCGCCUCCCAAGGCUGGACUUGGCCUCCAACCCCUUUCUGACCUAUACUCCCCCCCAGAGGCAGGGGGAGGAGCCUGUGUUCUGCCACGCCAGUGAUGUGAUCCUGGAGGUGCUUUUUACAGAGCCGGUUGAUUUGAAUCAGGGAAGCGUGGAGCAGAUCACUGGCCACCACCAGCUCAUGAGUCUGACCACAGCCAAUGCCAAGAAAGAUCCAAGCUGCAAAGUGUGCAACAUCAGCGUGGGGCGCUGAGGAAAGCCUUGAAAUGCUUAUUCAAAUGUGCAGCACAAAAAGAACCACAACUAGGGAAAACAGCUGAGCAAAUUGUGGGCUUGUCGAAGACAAAAGCCUUUCUUGGAGUAUAAUGAAGCUGCUUCCCACCUCCCUUCCUACUUUAAGUAGAAGAGUGUUUAUGGACAGCCUCCUUGGAUAAUGUUUAGCAGCGAUCUGUCUGUGUGUGUUAGCUCACCCCAUCAUGUUUCUGUUUUUUUAUUUGAUGCACUAUGAAUAUGAUGCUUCUGUCUUUAAGAAAUGAGUUUUAUAAACAAAUAUAUCUCUAUAUAUUUAU
Cyprinodon tularosa is the source of this 1972-nucleotide messenger RNA. It is a transcript of the gene phyhip, whose product is annotated as phytanoyl-CoA hydroxylase-interacting protein. The transcript is spliced from 5 exons. Gene Ontology annotation, molecular function: protein binding. Gene Ontology annotation, cellular component: cytoplasm. NCBI's taxonomy places the organism in Eukaryota, Metazoa, Chordata, Actinopteri, Cyprinodontiformes, Cyprinodontidae. Bases 640 to 1656 code for a protein of 338 amino acids. The record is from RefSeq and is a predicted model, not a curated record.